AAAGGAAGAGUCUCUGAAAACGGAAACUUGUCUAGUGUCCCCGGUCCUGGCCGCAUUGUCCUUUGGCGACGACCCCGUCAACGCCGGGGACGCUGUGGCGGUGCAGUGCUCCGUCGUCAAGGGCGACAUGCCGGUCAACAUCACCUGGAGCAAGGACGGCAGGGUGAUCAGGUCGGGCGACGACGGCGUGGACAUCAGCAAGGCUGGGCAGCGCGUGAGCACGCUGACCAUCGAGCCGGUGUCGGAGCGGCACCGUGGCGCGUACAAGUGCACGGCCUCCAACAGGGCGGGUGCCGAGAGCCAGUCCGCCAGGCUGGACGUGCUGGGUAGGACGGGGCCUGGGGCGGGCGUGACAUAG
Messenger RNA from Frankliniella occidentalis (western flower thrips), 358 nucleotides. RefSeq names its product igLON family member 5-like. The coding region runs from base 128 to 358 and encodes 76 amino acids. NCBI's taxonomy places the organism in Eukaryota, Metazoa, Arthropoda, Insecta, Thysanoptera, Thripidae. The transcript has a single exon. Gene Ontology annotation, molecular function: cell-cell adhesion mediator activity. Gene Ontology annotation, cellular component: axon; plasma membrane. The record is from RefSeq and is a predicted model, not a curated record. Gene Ontology annotation, biological process: homophilic cell-cell adhesion; axon guidance; dendrite self-avoidance.